This is a messenger RNA of Schistocerca nitens (vagrant locust), 405 nucleotides long. Its product is annotated as cuticle protein 16.5-like. Lineage: Eukaryota; Metazoa; Arthropoda; Insecta; Orthoptera; Acrididae. Bases 46 to 309 code for a protein of 87 amino acids. The transcript has 2 exons. The record is from RefSeq and is a predicted model, not a curated record.
CCGGCACAGUAGUCGCCAGCCGCUGACAUCACCACACCUCACAACAUGUACAAGCUGAUCGUCCUCGCCGCCGUGUUGGCCGUCGCCGCCGCCGCCCCCGGCUUCCUGGGCGCGCCUGCUGUCGCCUACACCGCCCCCGCGGUGGCCGCCGCUCCCGUGGCCUACGCCACCCCUGCUGUCGUCAAGGCCGCCGUCGCCGCCCCCGCUGUGGCCUACGCCGCCCCCGCUGUAGCCUACGCCGCCCCCGCCUACCACGCCCCCAUAGCCUACGCCGCAGCACCUGCUGUCGUCAAGACGCACUACUUCUAAGGAAUGCAUUUGCUGUCAAGAUGACUGUUUAUUUACCCACCUACUUGCUGACGUGCGCGUAGCAGUGGUGUAAAUAAAGUGACUUUUCUUGAUAAA